GUUCCAGUUGUUUUGCCGAGAAGGAGUUUUACUGCAUCUAAGCCCUUUCCGGUUGCCCAAUAUGGCGGUCGCUUCACUGUUACCAUGCUUCCUGGUGAUGGUAUUGGGCCAGAAAUGAUGAGCUAUGUUGAGAACAUCUUCAGGUAUGCAGGUGUGCCAGUUGACUUUGAAGAGGUUGAAAUUACCAAGAAUUCAUCUGAGGAAGAAUUUGCAAAUGCUCUUACUUGCAUAAAGAGGAAUGGUGUUGCUCUUAAGGGUAGCAUUGAAAGCAAGUACGGAGAAUCAGGAUCUUCUCGCAAUGCAGCUCUUCGAAAUGAGCUGGACCUCUUUGCCAAUGUGCUCCAUUGCAAGUCGUAUCCAGCUGUACGAUCUGUAUACCAGGAUGUGGAUAUUGUUAUUAUUCGUCAGAAUACUGAGGGGGAAUAUUCCAUGUUGGAGCAUGAAAAUGUGAAAGGUGUCAUUGAGAGUCUAAAAAUCAUCACAAGAACUGCAUCAGAACGCCUUGCUCGAUAUGCCUUUGAGUAUGCUGUAGGUCACAGCCGCAAGAAGGUCACAGCAGUACACAAGGCAAAUAUUAUGUAAGUGAAUACUGAAUAAGAAUUUU
Molecule: messenger RNA, 604 nt
Organism: Penaeus vannamei (Pacific white shrimp)
Lineage: Eukaryota; Metazoa; Arthropoda; Malacostraca; Decapoda; Penaeidae
Source: RefSeq, a predicted model, not a curated record